AUGAGUCUCAAAUAUGGAUUCGGUGGUGCUACCACCGCUUUGACAGUGGUUGGAGCUUAUAUGCUGUUUACCGGUGAUGGAGAAGCCUUCAACGUCGGACAAUUCCUCGAGGAUGUAUCGCCGUACGCUUGGGCUGAUAUGGGCAUUGGCUUGUGCAUAGGAUUGUCUGUCGUGGGAGCAGCAUGGUAA
This is a messenger RNA of Lachnellula hyalina, 189 nucleotides long. RefSeq names its product V-type proton ATPase subunit c'' (gene VMA16). The record is from RefSeq and is a predicted model, not a curated record. The transcript is spliced from 3 exons. Bases 1 to 189 code for a protein of 62 amino acids. Lineage: Eukaryota; Fungi; Ascomycota; Leotiomycetes; Helotiales; Lachnaceae.